Messenger RNA from Esox lucius (northern pike), 1647 nucleotides. RefSeq names its product mesoderm specific transcript (gene mest). Lineage: Eukaryota; Metazoa; Chordata; Actinopteri; Esociformes; Esocidae. Gene Ontology annotation, molecular function: catalytic activity. The record is from RefSeq and is a predicted model, not a curated record.
GUCACAAGCUCCUCCCACAUCAAAAUGCCAAAUUAAAACAUUCUACACUCAUGUACUGCACGCUGGGCCAAGGUUCAAACCUACCCAGGUGACCGGGACACGGAUCCCUCGAACGCAUGGGAAUGACAGAACCGUGACUUUGCUGUAGGUUGCGGAAUGCAAUUACCUUCUAGUUUAGGCAAAAUGAGGGAAUGGUGGUUUCUUUUGGGCUUGCUGUGCAUUCCUCUCCUGGCAGUCUACCUACACAUCCCCCCCCCCCAACUUUCCCCAGCCCUCCUGUCCUGGCACUCUGGGGGAGCUUCCUUCACUUUCAGGGGCAACAGCAUCUUCUACAGAGAGUCCUAUGGUGCUGUAGGCAGCUCUGAUGUUGUGAUUCUCCUCCAUGGUUUUCCUACUUCCAGCUAUGACUGGAACAAGAUAUGGGAACCCCUGAAUCAGCGUUUUAACAGAGUCAUUGCUCUGGACUUCCUUGGCUUCGGCUUCAGUGAUAAGCCUAGGCCCCAUCGCUACUCCAUCUUUGAGCAGGCCAGUGUUGUGGAGGCUUUGGUGUCCCACCUGGGUCUGUCAGAGCAGAGGGUCAACCUGUUGUCACAUGACUACGGAGACACUGUAGCCCUGGAGCUCCUUUACAGGACUGACCACAACCGGACUGGACACUUGAAUAUCAACAGUCUAUGUCUGUCCAAUGGAGGAAUAUUCCCUGAAACACAUCAUCCCAGAAUUCUCCAGAAGCUCCUCAAGGACUCCAGCUUUCUCUCUCCUGUACUGACCCGUCUCAUCAACUUCAUGCUGUUUUCUAAAGGGCUUGGCGAUGUGUUUGGUCCUUACACACAGCCCACGGAUGCUGAAUUCUUGGACAUGUGGACCGGGGUCCGCUUCAAUGAUGGGAACCUAGUGAUGGACAGUAUCCUGCAUUACCUUAAUCAGAGGCUGGAACACCGAGAUAGAUGGGUUGGAGCACUCACCUCCACUGUCAUCCCGGUGCACAUGAUCUAUGGACCCCUGGACCCAGUUAACCCUCACCCUCAGUUCAUCCUUCAUUACCAGAGACUGGUCAAGAGGUCCACAGUGUCGGUUCUGGAUGAACACAUCAGUCAUUAUCCUCAACUGGAAGACCCCACAGGCUUCCUCAAUGCCUAUUUCAGCUUCAUUAAUGCUUUCUAAGCAUCCUCACCAGCACGUAAAUAACCUUGGCCAUGUUCUUUUGGACUCCCAACACGCAUUUUUGCCAUGUGCUACCUAAUGAACACAUUCAUACUUCCAGCGAUGCCGAUGCAUGGACUGAAACACUUUGAGCGUAGACAGAGCCCCCGAGUAGGUGAGUCUGUUGAACGUGAACGGUGUGAUGGCUGGUGUGAUGCACGGUAUCACCUUGAAGAAUCCAUUCCUGGCACUGAGGUCACUAAAGCAGCAGAUGGAAUAUUAUCACGGGUGCAGGGGCCAUGUGGGAUCUUUGUUGUAGAACGAAAUGACUGCGAAAUAGAGCUACAUGAAAAGUUUUGUAAGGUCUACCAUAGGUGUACUUACUGGAAGCAUGACCCAUUGGUAAAUUUCAGAAGUUUGUAAACAGCAUCCUGAAGAAAUAUUUAUUUUCAUAUGAUUUCUACAUUGUUUACCGAGAAACUGCUUUUCUUGAAAUAAAUUAGU